UCUUCCAAAACAAGCAUAUAUCUUAUUCUAUACCAUACAAUGGCACUACAAAGCAUAUCUCUAUCUAUUUCUAUAUCUAUCAUCUUUCUCUGUUUGGUUUCAGGUCAUUUUACCUCUCUUCAUGCGGACCCACAUCAUAAUAAUCAUGUUCAAGCUUAUGGUUAUGGGUUUCAAGCAGACCCUUCAUAUAUCAGCACCACCAUUGAAGACAAAAAUGAAUUUGAGAACUCUAUCAACCAUGAAAAUGGUAUCUUUGUGGUGAGGAAGUUUGGUAAAGAGGGUAGGGUUUUAGCUUCAGCUAAAACAGUUAGUGUGGAUGCUUUUGGAGCUAAAGGUGACGGAAGUGAUGCCACUGAGGCAUUCAAGAAGGCUUGGAGUGAAGCUUGUUCAUCCGCAGGUGCUGUUCUUUUGGUUGCCCAGAAAAGUUAUCUUCUUAAGCCAAUCACCUUCACAGGCCCUUGUAAAUCUGUGCUUACAAUGCGGAUUUCUGGAACAAUUGAAGCAUCUGGUUCUCGAAGCGACUACAACAGCGAUAGCAGACACUGGCUUUUGUUUGAUAAUGUUCAGAACUUAGUAGUUGAAGGUGGUGGAACCAUCAAUGGCAAUGGCAUGAUAUGGUGGCAAAAUUCUUGCAAGAUCAAUAAAGCUCUUGCUUGCACCAACGCCCCAACGGCAUUGACUUUCUACAAGUCAAACAAUAUCAAAGUGAACAACCUGAAGAUAAAAAAUGCACAGCAAAUUCAUGUUUCAUUCGAGGGGUGCGUGAAUGUUCAAGCAUCCAAUCUUGUGGUGUCUUCGCCGGAGAAGAGCCCUAACACUGACGGAAUUCAUGUCACCAACACCCAAAACAUCCAGAUUUCAAGCUGCAUUAUAGGCACGGGUGAUGAUUGUAUAUCAAUAGUAAGUGGGUCACAGAAGGUGCAGGCCACGGACAUAACCUGUGGACCAGGGCAUGGAAUCAGUAUUGGAGGCUUAGGAUCUGGGAAAUCAGAAGAACAUGUAUCAGAUGUGGUGGUGAAUGGAGCUAAGCUUUCUGGUACAACCAAUGGAGUCCGGAUCAAGACCUGGCAGGGGGGAUCUGGAAGUGCAAGCAACAUUAAAUUUCAAAAUGUGGAAAUGAAUAAUGUGGCCAACCCCAUUAUCAUAGACCAAAAAUACUGUGACCAAGAUAAACCAUGUGCUGAACAGAGUUCAGCUGUUCAAGUGAAAAAUGUGAUGUACCAAAACAUCAAAGGAACAAGUGCCUCCAGCGUUGCCAUAACAUUCGAUUGCAGUAAGAACUAUCCAUGUCAAGGGAUUGUGUUGCAAGAUGUGAACAUCACACCAGGAAAAGCUUCAUGCAACAAUGUCAAACCCAGUAAAAGCGGAGUUGUUUCGCCACAAUGCCCUUAAUCAGAAGAAGAUAUAUAUAUUAUAUAGCAAUGCCAUAUUCAUCAGUCAUCUAGCAGUAUAUAAUACAAUAAAGAUGACAAUAUUAAUGUGCUUAUUCUUUAUUAUUAGUUCAAGUUCUUCAAAUUCAAAGUGGAAUUUGCAGCAAUGGAUGAUGCAAGAAGUCUCAUGAGGUUUCUAUGCAAUAAUGGAGGAGCAGCUGGCUUUAUUAAUUGUUCAUCAUGGUGGCUAGAAAUUGGCGUACAUACUAUUGGAAUGUAAAAAAAAGUGUUAUAUAUAUUUGUUUACUAAAAAACAAGAUUGAUUGUAAUUUCAAAUAUUAAAUAAGCAUUGUUGUAUGAUGAAUCCACUUCUCACUCUUUCUAAUGAAUAAUUGUUCCAUUGAUACAAGUAUUUUACGGGACUUCUUUCU
Molecule: messenger RNA, 1801 nt
Organism: Camellia sinensis
Lineage: Eukaryota; Viridiplantae; Streptophyta; Magnoliopsida; Ericales; Theaceae
Product: polygalacturonase-like
Biological process (GO): carbohydrate metabolic process
Molecular function (GO): polygalacturonase activity
Source: RefSeq, a predicted model, not a curated record